Molecule: messenger RNA, 3747 nt
Organism: Nothobranchius furzeri (turquoise killifish)
Lineage: Eukaryota; Metazoa; Chordata; Actinopteri; Cyprinodontiformes; Nothobranchiidae
Product: zinc finger and BTB domain-containing protein 7C
Biological process (GO): regulation of transcription by RNA polymerase II
Molecular function (GO): DNA-binding transcription factor activity, RNA polymerase II-specific; protein binding; RNA polymerase II cis-regulatory region sequence-specific DNA binding
Source: RefSeq, a predicted model, not a curated record
GAUUUCUAACUGCUUUCUUUUUCUUUUUAACCCUCCCUCGGUCUCCCCAAACAACCCCUUUGGAGUUUCGUUGCCCCGGUCCCUUUACACCAAAAUCCACUCUCUAACACAACUAAAAAUUCAUCUUGUCUGACCUAAAUCAGAGGGUGUCUGCGCCAUGGGCUUAUUACACACUGCGCUUAAACUUGUGUUGUGGAGGAGGAUGGGGUAUUAUUAUCUUCCAGCUACCCACCCUGCUAUAAAAACUAGUGGUGCGACAUCUCCACAGCGCAGUGCUGCUGCCCUCCCUCCCUUCCUCUCACUACCUCGCUCUCGCCCUUCAUGAGCCGCACACAACCUGACUCUAAACUCCACACCAGCCACUCGGCUUCACACACACUCACACACACACACAGACUUAAGACCUCACCGCAUUCCUUCUUCCCUUCACUGGAUAUUCUCAUUGGUGAAUUUCUUUUUCUGUGUUUUUUCUUCUUUUUUUAUUUUUGUAUUUUUUUGUGAACGGACAUUUCAGCACCCGGCGCGGGGAGCUUGUGAAUGGACCGACUGCUUGGCUGACUGACAGACAGACAGCGAGAGGGAAAGAAAGCUGUGUUUCAAUUAAACAGAGCGAUGCUGAGAGGUCAAGUGGGGAGCAGCGGAGCCUCUUAGUGGUCUGGAAAUACAAAAACACAAGAGGGGAAUCUUGAAGCAGAAGAAAGAGACAGAAGGAGAAUGGUUCACCACAGAGAGGAGGACCUGAUCGGGAUCCCCUUCCCAAACCACAGCAGCGAUGUCCUCUGCAGCCUCAACGAGCAGCGCCGCGACGGUCUGCUCUGUGACGUCAUCCUCAUCGUCCGUGACCAGGAAUACCGCACCCACCGCUCCGUCCUGGCCGCCUGCAGUCAGUACUUCAAGAAACUCUUCACCGUGGCAACCACCGACAGCGGGGACCCCCAUCACGCUGUGGCCGCCGUGUAUGAAAUAGACUUUGUGGCUCCGGAGUGCCUCACAGCCAUCCUAGAGUUCGCCUACACUUCCACCCUGACGGUGACGGCGUCCAACGUCAAGGAGAUCCUGAACGCAGCACAGAUGCUCGAGAUCCCCUGCAUCAUCAACGUUUGCCUGGAGAUCAUGGACAAUGGGGGUGAUGGAGGUGGAGGGGGAGUGAGAGAGGAGGAAGGGGAGGAGGAUGAAGAGGAGGAGGAAGAUGAGGAGGAGGAGGAAGAGGAGGAGGAUGAGGAGGAUGAUACGGGUUCGAGGAAGGACGAGCAAGAUGAGGAGGAGGACGAUGUCAGCGAGAGGUCACUGCAAUCGUUGGAGAGCCGGGGAGAACAGACGCCACUGGGAGGGGAGGAUUCGUCUCCUCCGAGCACCUCCACGUUCCAUAGACAGUUUGGACCCCACACAGAGCCGACCCAGUCUCCGGACUUCAUCAGAGGAAAACAGGAGAGUAUGGAGAGCCGGGCUUUGAAGGAUUUCUCCAUCGAGUCUCUCCUCCAGGAGGGUCUGUAUCCCCGCAUGUCAGCUCCGGACAGGAGGGCCAACUUCUCCCCUCUGAUUCCAAGCUUCUACCCAUCUGUGUGGGCUUCUGAGUUCCCAGCCUUCCCGCAGCAGCUCCUGACCCCCACACACCCCCAUGGAGCAGCAGCCUCACCCCACACCAGGCUCCCUCAUGCCUUCCCUGCCUCUGCACCCCUAGAACCCUCCAGACCCCUAAAUCUAGCAGUGAAAAGGGAGAUCAUAAAAGAGGAGGCAAAAGAGGAAGUCCCACCCAGUCUCCUGCAGGACGACUUCCUGAAAGAGUUUGUCAGCUCGGGCCUGGGCAACACCAUGAACGCUGGGUCAGCGGCGUCGGAAGGCCACUCGCUGGCUCCGAUUAAGGAUGAAGCGGACAUCAGGUCAUACCUGAGCUUCCUGAGCUCGGCGUCCCACCUGAGCGCGCUGUUCCCUCCCUGGCAGCUGGCAGAGGAGAGGAAAAUGAAGCCCAAAGCUUCACAGCAGUGUCCCAUCUGCAACAAGGUCAUCCAAGGAGCCGGAAAGCUGCCGCGACACAUGAGGACGCACACCGGGGAGAAGCCAUACAUGUGCACGAUCUGUGAAGUGCGAUUUACAAGGCAAGACAAACUGAAGAUCCACAUGAGGAAGCACACAGGUGAGCGCCCCUACAUCUGCCUCCACUGCAACUCCAAGUUUGUCCACAACUACGACCUGAAGAACCACCUGCGCAUCCACACGGGCGUCCGGCCGUACCAGUGCGAGCACUGCUACAAGAGCUUCACCCGCUCCGACCACCUACACCGACACAUCAAAAGGCAGAGCUGCCGCAUCUCCCGCCCCAGGCGAGGACGAAAGCCUGCUGCAUGGAGAUCAGCACCUGCCGGCAACUUCCUGUGCCCUCCUGCUGUCGGAGCCAACCGCUUGGAGGAAAGCAGGUUGAGCCCUGCAUACCAGGGGGUCAAGGGUCACGGACUUGGCGAGUUGCUCGGCCUAGGCGGCAGGAGCUUGGGAUUUAAGAGCGUGGACGCUUCAGGCAGGGAGAGCAGGGGAGAACGUCAGGUGGAGGAGGAGACGGCUGGAGCAGGGAGGCAGAGGGGAGUAUUCGCCUUCGCUCUGGCUGGAGAAGAAGUGCUUACCCACUCUCCAUUUUAUGCUGCGACCUCUGACCCUUGGACCAUGAGACUGGAGCGUGCUCCGCCCAUCCCUGAGUCGACCAAAUGAACUCUAAUCUGCAGACUUACUUAAAAAAAGACGAGAAAACCUCUUGAGUCUGUUCCAGGAACUAAAAGCACCUUUUAGGUAGAUGUGAAAGAAGUUUGAGCUGAUGUGGGUGGGAGUGCAGAUUCAUUAAAGAGUUAAAAAUCAGUUUCAGUCCUGUGAAUGUUUACAGAUCGCUUCAAGACAUUUGAGAGGAGAAACAGCUUGACAAUCGUUAUCAAGAAAAACAUCAGAACUCGUUUAAUCCACGGAUUUUACUACACAUUUCCUCCAAAAGAAGGUGACUUAGUAACAGAUAAAGACAUGUUCAUGGGGAUUUACAUCCAUUUUUAGAGCUAAAGUGUUAAAUUGGCCUGUUGCUUAACAUUCAGUGAGCUGCAGGAAAGUUGCUUUAGAAUAUUUAAAUGAGACGUGCAGCAGAGAAUUAAAAUAAAAAAAGGGUCGCCAAUGCUUUAAAAUCAUCACAAUUUUCAAUUAUUUCUUUAUUUUAAAAAACAAAUUUGAAAAAUGAAAGCACUUGAAGGCAAAAUCAGGAUUUUUUUUUACAUGGUCAUGUCAUAAGUCCACUGCCUUGUUCAUUUCUGAGCUCCUCAUCUGCACUAUUGUACAUAAAACUUUUAGCUGUGGUCGUGUUAAUUGAGGCUGAUGAUGUAAAAUAUUUUUUAAAAUAUAUAAUUAUAUAAAUAUAUAUAUAUAUAUAUUUGGCUCUUCAAAUAAAUCCAUCCAAAGAUGAGUGCUUUGAUAUUUCACAGACUUGAAAAUGACGUUAAUAUUGAGGAGCACGUGUCUCCAAAAGAUCUUAAUUCUGACUAAUCAAAAGCUGUCAGCUACAGAGUAUGCUUGUGUUCUGUUUUUGUUUUUGUGGUGCAACUAAUCAACUGGGUUUCGACCCAUUUUUUUUAUUCAUAUGACGUUCACGUCUGAUUGGUGCAAAAAUUCUUUGGAUUGAAACGGGAAAGUAUUUUCUUGCUAUUUAUGUGUAUUUAAAUGAACAAGUGUUGGCUAUAUUUUGCAGAUCUGUUUUAUAAAGACACUAACUGUUGACCUUAA